This is a messenger RNA of Drosophila willistoni, 3241 nucleotides long. It is a transcript of the gene Glut4EF, whose product is annotated as zinc finger protein 395. Gene Ontology annotation, molecular function: RNA polymerase II cis-regulatory region sequence-specific DNA binding; DNA-binding transcription factor activity. Gene Ontology annotation, biological process: regulation of transcription by RNA polymerase II. Lineage: Eukaryota; Metazoa; Arthropoda; Insecta; Diptera; Drosophilidae. The record is from RefSeq and is a predicted model, not a curated record. The transcript has 8 exons. Gene Ontology annotation, cellular component: nucleus. The coding region runs from base 237 to 2603 and encodes 788 amino acids.
AAGUGCAAUUCCCAAGGAAAAAAAUUGAGUGUGGAAAAAAUGAUGUGCUAUAAGAAAGCCAAAUUCAGGCAUUAGAAUCAAAUAGAGAAACACACACAUAUACACCAUCCACCCACAAAAAGAGGGUUAAUCAAGAAACACUUUUAAACCCCACCAAUUUAACAGUCCCCAUCCCAAACCCCCCCUAAAACAUCAAAUUUUUCAUAAUCGAAAAGUUUUCCAUAUCAAAAUACAAAAUGUCCACCGGUCGCCGCUUAGCAAAACGCUCAAUAAUUGGCACCAAAGUGUGUGCUCCAGGACCCGAUGGUCUCUGGUAUUCGGGAGUCAUAUCGGAUGUUAAAACGCCAGCAUCCUCAUCAUCCUCGAAGGGAUUAUCAAUGGCUCUGGCACCGCCACCCACUUUCCUAGCUCCGGGCGAUACACAAUUGAAUGCCGAUACGCGUUAUAUUGUCCGUUUCGAUUUCAAGACACAACAAUCGCAACUGUCACCAAAUAUUGUGUCAUCCGGUAAUGGUGGUGGUGGUGGUGGUGGUGGUGCCUCUUCCAUGUCCACGGAUUCGGUAAUUGUUGAGACGCGUCGCGCUGCCGCCGCUGCCAGUGUGCAUAUCAGUCCGGCUCAGGCAUUGCGUCGCAAUGCCAUGAUCAAGGAAUUUCGCGAAACGGAUUUAAUUGGACCCGGCUUCCGUUCCAUAAUAGGCAUACAAUUGCAGCAUGGCCAGCGUGUCUUUCUCACCUACAAUGGACGCGAACAGAGUGGAGAUGUGGUGCAUCAUGAUGCCAGCAAGGACGAAGUGGUUGUCAAGAUUACCACAACUGGAAUCGAGGAACCCAUUGAACUGAAGAAACGUUUGGACGAAGUUCGUCUGUUGGAGUCGCGUCGCUCCGCACGACUCGCCGAUCAGGAUCGCGAUACAGAUUUUGCACGAUUGGCCGACAUGGGUGGCGAUCGUCGCCGUACCACACACAGUAUUGAGGUGCCAUUGACGCCACAGCACAACUCUCGGAAACGUCCGCCCAGUGACACUCACGAAUGCGGCAACGAUCAGUGCGAUAAGGACGAGAUGAAUGAAUGCCAUGCAGCUCUGAUUCUAAUGAAUCUACACAAUUCACCACAUGGUGUGGGCGAUAAAUGGCUGGCCUCCAGUCCUGGCAGCAGCUCAUCGGCCUCUUGGAGUUCUGGCUCGGCCUCGCCGCCGUUGAGCGAUGAUGGACAUGCUCAUCAUAGUCAUCACAUUCUAUCACCACAUGAUGCAGCCAAUGCACGUAUACGCACAACAUCGGUGUCCACAUCGGAUGAGGGCAUUGUCAGUGAUUUCAAGGAGGAGCGCAAAAAGAAGGUGAGUGGCAUGAGGACCAUUAUAUCACAUGACUCCAUUAUCAUGCUGAAUAAAUCUGGCCAAAAUCCUCAAAAUUCUUCAAAGAAAUUCCGUUGUACCUGGAAAGGUUGCCAUUUUGUGGAGCACACACAAGCAAAAAUCGAAGUUCACAUUAGGAACAAACAUUUGGGCAAAAAGGCCAGACGCUCGGGAGACUGUGACUCCUGCAGUGAAAAUGAGCACGAGGAGGAAUUUUAUUACACAGAAGACGAUGACGACGAUGAGUUGGUGAAAACUACGCCUAGUCUAGCCCCGGAACCCACUCUCAGCCACAGGGAUAUGGCGCGUCCGCCAACUGAAGAUCCAGAAUACCAAAAUCAAAUCGUUGGCAACUUCAAACAAGGGCGUGCUUUGCACCUAUCACAUCAGCAGCAACAACUGCCGUUACAUCACAACAACAUCAACACAAACAGCAGCCGGGGCGCACCUCACAUCAUUAGCUCCCAUCAGCAACAUCAGUUGCAAAAUAACAAUACCAGCUGUAUUCCGACAUCGCCGCUGGCCCACCGCACCCAUCAAUGGUCGUCGUCCGGCUCGGCCAUCACUGUGACGGCGUCAUCCACGCUCAACAAGCAUCCACGCCAGUCGUCGUCUCGUCCGUCCCACUCGGUAGCGCCAUAUCCACCACAGACGUACGUCCAGCAUCACAAUCAUCACAAUUAUGCCGGCAGCGGGGGUAGCGGUAGCGGUAGUAGCAGUAUCAGUGGCAGCAACAGCAGCAGCCCGAUAAUCCACAGCAAUAGCAGUGCCAACAAUAUGCUUCAGCAGCUGUCGCAGCAGAAUGUAACGGUAACGGCACAUCACAGCCAGCAGCAACACAGCAACAAUCACCACCACCAACAGCAGCAGCAGCAGCAACAGCAACAACAACACCUGUCUAGUGUCACUAUCACGGCCAACUAUCAACCAACACAGCAGCAGCAGCAGCAGCCGCACCACAAUCAACAUCAGCACCAACAUCAACAUCAUGUGCGUGGCCAGCAACAUACAACAACUGCCAGCAACCUGGUUGCCAAUACCAAUAACAACAGCAAUGCCAACGCCAGCAACAUAUCGCUGCAACAUGUGGCCGUUCAACAGGCGGUAGCCAAGCAUACGCCCAACUCACCGAACCGCCGUACUCGCGGCGAAAACAAAAAGUGCCGCAAAGUAUACGGCAUGGAGCAACGCGAUAAAUGGUGCACCCAAUGCCGAUGGAAGAAGGCUUGCAGCCGCUUUGGCGACUGAAAGCGACAGAAAUCGUCGACGGAGGCCACCACCAAUCAGUCGGCGUCAUUGUGUCUGUCUAAGGCAGCAGCAGCAGGAGCGGCGUCAACAACAACAACAUCGACAGUAACACCAACAGCAGCAGCAACAACAGCAGCAGCAGCAUCAUCAUCAGGUGGAUCGGGAGCUAAAUUGACUACGACUGUGGUGAGAUUAGCUGCCGAGGUUGCCGCCGGCAAGCAAUUGCCCGCCUCUUUGACUAUAAAGACAAAUCGAGCAUAUGCAUUGAGCAAUGCGAUAAGCAAUCGCCCAGUACGUAUACGCAGUGUGGCCACCUCGGUAAUAGUGGCACCACAGGCAUCGACUCCGACACCGACACCGACACUGACAACCACACCGACGCCCGCCACCACGCCCCCCAUAAGCAACACUGCGGACAAUGAGGAGCAAGUUGUGGCUGCCGCCAAUGGGCUGUUGGCCUGGAGUCGAGCAGCUGCCAAUCAACAGCAGCAACAGCAACAACAGCUGCAGCAGCAACAACAGCAACAAAAUCAUAGCCAAAGUCAGGCAGUGCUUAUGCAGGGCUGAAUGCAGAUUCCCACCACACAAAAUAAUAUAUAUAUAUAAUUAUACAAAUAUAUAUAUGUAUAUGUAUAUAU